Mizuhopecten yessoensis (Yesso scallop) is the source of this 1333-nucleotide messenger RNA. RefSeq names its product BTB/POZ domain-containing protein 6-like. Gene Ontology annotation, biological process: neurogenesis. The record is from RefSeq and is a predicted model, not a curated record. Gene Ontology annotation, cellular component: cytosol. NCBI's taxonomy places the organism in Eukaryota, Metazoa, Mollusca, Bivalvia, Pectinida, Pectinidae. Gene Ontology annotation, molecular function: protein binding. Bases 50 to 1333 code for a protein of 427 amino acids. The transcript has 4 exons.
GGGCAGCCCCGACGAGUGAAAGGCGGACAAAGAUAUCAAGUAAAAAAUAAUGGCCUCUUCAGGCACCCCCACCGACUGGCAAAGCGGAAAGACGCUGUCGCAGUGUAUGGACCACGUAUUCACGUCUGCCACAGCUAGUGAUGUAACCUUUCUUGUCGGUGAAGACCAGAAAAAGAUACCUGCCCAUAAACUGAUCCUUAUAAGCAGAAGCCCAGUAUUCUACGCCAUGUUGGAGGGUCCAAUGGCCAAGAAAGGGGAGAUAACCAUUCCGGAUAUAACCGAAGACGUCUUUCAGCUCUUUUUACGAUAUCUGUACACAGACACAAUCAACUUGACGGAGAUGAACGUAGUACCUGUGUUGAAUGCUGCCAGGAAGUACUGUGUCGACAUUCUAGUUACCAACUGUGAAGACUUUCUGAACAAAAGGCUGUCAGCGGAAAAUGCUUGUCUGUUCUUGGAACAUGCGCAUGUUUUCGUGAUGGAUAAACUGAAAACCGAGUGUUUAAACGUGAUAGGUGAAUCUUCAACAGAUGUACUGCAAUCAAAGGCUUUUACUGACCUAUGUCCGAGUUGUUUGACCAGUAUCACGGAAUCAGAUGACCUUCAUGCUGAUGAAAGUGACGUGUAUAUGGCCGUUAUCAGAUGGGCUGCAGCUGAAUGUAGCCGUCAGAACAUUGAGAGCAAUCCCGAAAACAAACGGCAAGUCCUUGGAGAUAUUCUGCACACAGUGAGGUUCCCGAUAACUGAUUCCGACUUUUUCUUCAAGCAAGUUUGUCUAGAUAAAGUACUUCCGGGGGACAUGGUACUGGAUGUAAUCAACUGCAUCAUGCACGACGAGGUCAAGGAUGUGCCUUGGCUCAAUAUGAAAGCCCGAAAAUAUACUAAAUUUACAAGGGAGAGUGUAUGGCGAUUUAAGGAUUCUUUGAAUGGAAAGUUGUACCGCCCAGGUUACCCUGAAGCUAUUUCCUUUAAGGUUCCAUGCGCAAUGAAACUAUACGGAAUUGGGUCAUUUUUAACUAGUACAGAGCCUAGCACGGUUGAUAUAGAGGUGUAUGAUGGAGAUAUUCUUCUCUACAGCGGGAAUAAAUUACCCCUGGUCAAAAACGAUUCUAUGGAUACAGGCAAUGUUUUGCUUGCGGAGCUAAUUCCACUAUCGGCUGGAAAAACGUACACAAUCAAAGAAGUAUCAGCAGCGUAUAAACAACACUACUCCAACACGGGUUUAAAGAACGUAGACUGUAAAGGGAGAACAAUUACUUUUAUGAGCAGUUCCACGAGCACGUACUCGACGGUUGAUAUGGGUCAGAUUCCGUUUCUUAUCAUAGGACCAUAG